Messenger RNA from Spodoptera litura, 2099 nucleotides. RefSeq names its product putative pseudouridine-5'-phosphatase. Gene Ontology annotation, molecular function: phosphatase activity. The record is from RefSeq and is a predicted model, not a curated record. Lineage: Eukaryota; Metazoa; Arthropoda; Insecta; Lepidoptera; Noctuidae.
UCAAAUCAAAAUAGACGAAAUGUUAUUCAAUCGAUGAACACACGUUUGUUUUUAUCUUUGUUUAGAAAAAUAAUAUUUUAAAUUAAGUGAAAGUUGAAUUAGUCAUUGUAUUAAAGUGUUUGAUAGUUUACUGAAAGAAGUAAUCGAUAUAUUUAUUAUUGUUAAUUUUACAUAACCGGUAACCAUGAGGGUUUAUUUGUUAAAAAGUGUGUCACGAGUGAUAGGCGCGAGAUUUUAUUCGACGCCUAAUUAUAAAAAAGUUACACAUUGCAUUUUCGACAUGGAUGGACUUCUGCUUGACACGGAACUAGUGUAUAAGAAAAUGAUAACACAGUUAUGUGCAAACUAUGGCCACAAAUACACAGAUGAGUUGAUGAUGAAGAUACUAGGUGGGACGGAGCAGAGGCUAUCAGAGAUUCUGUGCAAAGAACUGAAGUUACCGAUCACACCCACAGAGUUUAGAGACCAGUUGCUCGUUCUAGGAGAUACUAUGUUGGCUGGAGCACCUUUGUUAGAUGGUGCAGAAAGGUUAAUACGACAUCUCCACGCAACCAAAGUUCCCUUCGCCUUAGCAACUUCUUCCAGCGCUCGAUCAGUGGAGACCAAAAUAGCUCAAUACAAAGAAUUGUUCUCUUAUUUCCAUCAUAUGGUGAUGGGGAGUACGGAUAAGGAAGUGAAGUAUGGGAAACCACACCCUGAUAUAUUUCUGGUGGCCGCUGACAGGUUCCCUGAUAAACCUCAUCCGUCUAAGUGUCUAGUAUUUGAAGACUCUCCUCACGGUGUCACAGCGGGCGUGAAGGCAGGCAUGCAAACUGUCAUGGUGCCAGACCCACACUUAGAUAAAAAGCUAACAACACACGCCACCAUCGUACUACCGAGCCUAUCAAAAUUCCAGCCAGAACUGUUUGGAUUACCGCCGUUCCAGAGUUGUUAAAAAAACAUGAAAAAAAAAUCUAUCAAUCGUGUGUGCAAGAUUUUAGCGUUUUGAACUUUAUUCUAAGUUGAUUUUAAAUUCAAAUAUGAGUGGUACCUAUAGUUUUUUUUUUAUUUACAGAACAUGGUAUGUAGUAGUUGCCAUUCGAUACCUUUAACAUGUUCUAAGAGUGUGUACUUUUGAGUCAAAAAAUAAAAUACUGUUGCUUCUCACACUCUUCAAUAUUUGUAGAAUGUAUACUCAAACAUUGGGCUUCCUACCAGUCCUGGAAACGAGCCUAUAAGAUAAUAAUUUACUUAGUUUAAAUAAGUACUACCAGAGCAUGAAAAAGUUCCCUAUUUCUUCAACGUAUUGUAUAGAAAUACACAUAUUUUUGUAUGUAGUACUUACAAGAUAUUUUUCAUGGAUAAUAGAUAAGAAACUUACUCCAAACUGAAUUCUAAAAAGAAAAUAAUAUUUUGUAGUUUAUGUAAGGUUAAAAUAAAUAAUUCAAAAACGAAAGUACAAAAAUCGAGUUACACAAAUCUUAUGAUCAAUUAUUAAGUGAUUUUUAGUCAAUUAAUACCAUUUUUUAUAUACCUAGUACUUAAUUUGUUAGAUUUGUAUUGCAUGGUGAGCAAUAAAGAGUUUACGGGUAGUAAAAUAUGCCAUCAUUCAAUAAUUAUUGUAAUAGGUAUAGACAAUAAUGCCCUACAAAAUAAAAGUAGUCUAAGAGAGAAAUAUUUUUAAACGAUGUUUCAUGGAUUUAUAAGAAACUGCCUUGUCCUAAUCAUAGAGUAACUUCUCUUUACAGAUUUUACCGCCAAUUUUUGGGGAGCCAUUUUGAUUUGUUUGUCAGAAAACGCUUGUAAAAGCGAUUAGUUAAAUAGAUAAUAAAACAAUGCAAUCAGGGUUAAACUAUCACAUCAAGUGCUAUUUUAGAAUUUCAUACCUAAGGUGUUGUCAUGUAGAAUAACUAUCCCAAUUACACAACAACUGCCAUAAUUUACAUAUGUACUGCAAUUAUCUGCAGUAAUCAUUGUUUGUUGAUAUUUUUUUAGUUUAAUUUCUGUCAAUAGUGCAAUCAUUGUAACAUAGAUGCCAUCUACAUUUAUAAGUAAAGUUGUUUAUUUACAAAGUCUGGUAGAUGUAGAUGAUUUUAAGCAAUAAAUUAUUUGUAUAAGAA